Molecule: messenger RNA, 2381 nt
Organism: Heterocephalus glaber (naked mole-rat)
Lineage: Eukaryota; Metazoa; Chordata; Mammalia; Rodentia; Bathyergidae
Source: RefSeq, a predicted model, not a curated record
GAAGCAUUGCUGUUGCCCAGGUUGCUGGCCUGAGGAGUCUGUGUGUGAAUGCACUGUGUGAUGUGUCGAGCCCUCCCCUCCUGGAAUGAGCUUGUCUAUGAUAACAACGGUUAUCCCUAUCCUUCACCAAUAUGUACUGAGUCCUGUCAUUCAUUCAUUCAUGGCUGAGCAUCAAGUGCUCCAGGCCCUAGAAUGCAGAAGGAAUAGAGGUAAUUUAUACUCUCAAAUACCAUCAAACAAAGGUGUGCAACACCAGAUAGGAUAUUCCCAGUGCUAAAUUAGCUAGUAUAGAUGCCUGUAGGGGUCUUGCUUCGGGGUCUUGCUUCAGAAGAGAGAGAAAUCUAUUGCAUAAAUCACCCUAAGGAAGCUCCUGAAGAAGGGUCUCUCAGGAGCUGCAGGCAAGGCACACAGACCAAAUGGGGAGCAACAUGUGUGAAUGCAGCAACGUAAGAAAAAUGACACAGGUUGACCAGAAGCCCGGACCAGUGAGAAGCCAGAAGUUAGGGAGCCCUGGGGAAUAUGGGAUGAUGGAGAGAGACAGGCCAGCUUACUCACAGGCUAGAAGGGUUAUUCCUAUACUUAUUGCUGUAACAUCAUUUUUUAGUAGAAGAGGGGCAUCAAAAUGGAAGAUUGCAAGGGACCAUGGAAUCUAACUGUGCUGAAGUCUAACCUGAAGCCAGAAGCAAAGAAUACUUGGGACAAAACUAAGAAUUCUGGUGACAAAUAAAGUGUGAGAAUUCAUGGAGAAAUGAAUCAAACAUUGGGCAACAGGAAGAAUGAUCAAGGGGUGACAAAAAUAAAAGGGUUUUUGGGAUGGCCAACUGGAGCUCAGAAGACUAUAUGGACCUCUAUCUGGGUACUAUCUUGGUCGUCGGAUGCAUAUUGUUAUUUCUGACCCAGACAUGAUCAAGCAGGUGUUGGUUGAGAACUUCAGUAACUUUACCAACAGAAUGCAGGCAUCAGGUUUGGAGCCCAAGCCAGUAGCCAACAGCAUUCUCUGCUUGCGUGACAAAAGAUGGGAAGAAGUCAGAGGUGUCCUGACUUCUGUUUUCAGUCCUGAAAAGCUGAAUGAGAUGAUGCCCCUCAUCAACCAAGCCUGCGACCUUCUCCUGGCUCAUUUAAGACGCUGUGCAGAAUCAGGGGACCCGUGCAACAUCCAGAGGUGCUACUGUGCGUACACCACUGACGUGGUGGCCAGUGUCGCCUUCGGCACCCAGGUGGACUCACAGGAAACUCCUGAGGACCCCUUCGUGCUGCACUGCAGGCGCUUCUUUGCCUUCAGCAUCCCCAGUUCCCUUCUGGUCCUAAUCUUAUCGUUUCCAUCCAUAAUGGUCCCACUGGCCCGGAUUCUACCCAAUAAGAACCGAGAGGAACUGAAUGGCUUUUUUACCAAACUCAUUAGGAAUGGGAUUGCCUUGCGGGACCAGCAAGCAGCAGAAGAGCGGCCGAGAGACUUCUUACAGAUGGUGCUGGAUGCCCGGUGUUCUGCCAGCUCCGUGGGUGUGGACCACUUCGACCUUGUCGGAGAAGCCCUGUCCUCUGCCGCACGUAGCUCGGACCCCUCUGCACAGCGCCAGCCCCGGCCCUUGUCCCAGCCACUCACUGUGGAUGAGAUCGUGGGCCAGGCCUUCCUGUUCCUCAUCGCCGGCCACAAGAUCGUCACCAACACGCUCUCCUUCGCCACCUACCUGCUGGCCACCAACCUGGACUGCCAGGAGAGGCUUCUGAGAGAGGUGGACCUUUUCCACGAGAGGCAGGUGGCCCCUGACUACUGCAGCCUGCAGGAAGGCCUGCCCUACCUGGACAUGGUGAUCGCAGAGACCCUGCGGAUGUACCCGCCGGCUUUCAGGUUCACACGGGAGGCAGCACGGGACUGCGAGGUGCUGGGGCAGCGCAUCCCCGCCGGCGCUGUGCUGGAGGUGGCCGUGGGCGCCCUGCACCAUGACCCUGAGCUCUGGCCGUGUCCUGAGACCUUUGACCCUGAAAGGUUCACAGCUGAUGCACAGCGGCAGCGGCAGCCCUUCACCUACCUACCCUUCGGGGCCGGGCCCCGGAGCUGCCUGGGGGUGCGGCUGGGGCUGCUGGAGGUCAAACUGACACUGCUCCGCAUCCUGAGCAAGUUCCGCUUCGACGUCUGCCCCGAGACUCAGGUACCUCUGCAGCUAGAAUCCACAUCUGCUUUAGGUCCCAAAAAUGGUGUCUACAUCAAGCUUGUACCUCGAUGACGAAGACGGCAGCUGGGGAAGAGAAGUCUGCUUCCAGGGUACCCUCAUCUAGCAAUGCGAGUGAGGAGAGGGUGCCUGGAGUGCAUGCAGAAUAAAGGUCACUGAUAUGAUCCCUAAAUGCUUAAUAAACAUUCACUGCAGUGACAUUGCUAUUAA